Messenger RNA from Syngnathoides biaculeatus (alligator pipefish), 3019 nucleotides. RefSeq names its product calcium-binding protein 2-like. Gene Ontology annotation, molecular function: calcium ion binding. Lineage: Eukaryota; Metazoa; Chordata; Actinopteri; Syngnathiformes; Syngnathidae. The record is from RefSeq and is a predicted model, not a curated record. The coding region runs from base 1785 to 2606 and encodes 273 amino acids. The transcript is spliced from 7 exons.
CCCACGACAGGCUCUUGUAGAAAAAUCGUUGCAAAAAAUACAAACUACUUUUAAAUGUUCGUGUUUCUGUAAAUUGAGCUGUUUCCUUUGCUUCGACUCGUAAUUUUAUCUCCCCCGCCUUAUUAAUAAUCAAUUAAGGGCAAGAGACUAAUGCUUCUUUAUUUUAUUGACAAGGGUCACUGAUUACAGUUCUAUUUCAUAAUGUACAUUGUAUUCACAUCUCCCCAAGAGGGGUUGCGUCAGGAAGGGCAUCUGUUGUAAAAACUGUGCCAAACAAAUAUGAGCGUUCAUCUGAGAUGUUACGCUGUGGCGACCCUUAACGGGACAAGACAAAGGAAACUUACAGUGUAUUCACAUAAAACUGACAAACACUGUAUUAAAGUGCAAGAAAUAUCACAUAAAUAUGUUUACAUGGAUUUACAAGCAUAAAUACAGCUUUGAGUGAUUCAUCUAAAAAUAGAGAUGAAACAUUCAAAUAUGUGCACGUGUGUGCUCAGGGGUGCUUGCAGGAUAAGAUUAUGCAUGCAGCAGCACUGAAUUGAUGCCUUUGAACCCAAACAAAUUACAUGAUCAUAGUUUAGUUAAAAAAAAAAAAGACACACACAAAUAGAAAUAAUCCAGUUUGUGCCUCAAUAAAGAGGCCUGAUAUGAAAAGGAGAUUUGAGAGCAGGUAAAUAGAUGCAGGUGGAAAAGGAGAAGCAUGGGUAGCAGUCAGGAUUAGAGUUGGAAAAUUCAAGGAAUUUUUAAAGAUGGAAAUUAACAGGAAUGUAUGGGAAUAAAGGGAAAUAAACCACAAAUUUAUAAAAUUGAUGGUUGGGUCUUAAUAGGUCACUUGAAACUAGUUCUCCACCCAUUUGGUAUUUGUGAAAUGGCUGCAAGUGGGAAAAAUGGCUGGAAAAGGUACACAGAAUUAGGAUUUGGACCACAGGUGUCAAACCCAAAGCCUGCCAGUGAAAUCUGGUCCGCCACAUCAUUUUAUGUGGCCCAUGAAGGAAAAUCAUGUGCAUCAACUCCUGGGAUUCUUUCUCAAAUCUGUACCCUAAGUAAGUUUUUAAUUGUCAUUUGGAAGAAUUAAUGUGAAACUAUUGCAAGCAUUUUUUUUAUUUUUAUUGUUACUGAAUCCUUAGCUUCUGAUUUCAGAAUUGGUUAUUCAUAUACAGUAUUUGUUGUGUCUGUGCAAUAAUAUGAAGUGAUUCAACAUUUCUUAUUGCUCUGAGGGAAGUGCUAACUACAACAUGGCCCGUGUAAAAAAAAAAAAAAAAAAAGAGUUUUACUCCCCUGAUUUAGAGGGUGAGAAAACACAAAUAAGGAAGGAAGGGUUCUUGUAGAUGUGAAGUGAGCGUUUUCCCUAGAUGGCCAUGUUGGAAAAGAGGAGGAAGGUCAGCCUGCUACAGGUAGAAAGGGCGAGACGUAAAGUGCAGGAGGUAUAGGGUGUCACCUAAAAGGCCGAGAGAUAGCGAGUGAGGGCAGAGGUGCAGAACAUUAAUCCUCGAGCCAAGACAAAAGAUGAAAAAAAUCCACCAAGAGAGAAAUUUGCACUGAAGAAGGCGCGACAGAGAGGACACAAGCGGUGGAAACUCUAGGCUCAGGUCUGGUCCACAAGAUGAAGGGUGGACAAACAUUUUAGUAUUGCAUCUUGAGACCGACUAGUCUAACCAAAUUUUGAGGCAAAACCCGAAUUCUACAGAACAUUAUUUUUGACUGACUGAACUGGAAUUUUUCCCAAUAAAAUUUUCUUUAAAAAACAGAGGAGAGUAGCUACAAGGGACAAGAGAGGGAGGGGCAUGCGCCUGUGUCCUAUUGAGAUGUUCAUGAUCAUUCGAGAGUCGACGGCUGCGGGAGGUGCUGCUGCAUCCAUGAGCGUGCCACAGGAGAAGACCACCAAACAGGUGCAGGCUGCCAUCAAAAAGACAGUCAAAAAACAGAGAAAGUUCACCGGCGAGCAGGGAGGAGGCAUCGCAGCACAGGUCCAAGUGUCUGGACCUCAGGUCAUCCACUAUCAGAGAGGAGCACAAAUCCCAAAGAUGGCUAAUGAGAACGAGUGGACGCUGGAGGAGAUGAUGGAGGGAGCGCAGCGGAAAGCCACCACCAGAGAAGAGGUGGAGGAGUAUGAGCCUGUUGACCUCCUGCCCAUUGUGGACUCUGUGUUUGGACAGGACCGAGACCUGAGACCAGAGGAGAUGGAUGAGCUCCGUGAAGCCUUUUUGGAGUUUGAUAAGAACAAGGAUGGCUACAUCAGUCAUAAAGACCUGGGGGAGUGCAUGAGGACCAUGGGAUACAUGCCUACCGAGAUGGAGCUCAUAGAACUGAGUCAGCAGAUUUGCGGAGGGAAAGUGGACUUUGGGGAUUUUGUGGAGCUGAUGGGACCCAAAAUGUUGUCAGAGACUGCAGACAUGAUUGGAGUGAAAGAACUGCGUGACGCAUUCAAAGAGUUUGACUCCAACGGUGACGGUCAGAUCAGUUUAACGGAGCUGCGUGAGGCCAUGAAGAAACUGAUGGGGGAACAAGUGACCAACAGAGAGAUAAACGAGAUUCUCAGAGACGUGGACCUCAACGGCGAUGGUUUGGUUGACUUUGAGGAGUUUGUGAGAAUGAUGUCCCGGUGAUGUGAAACACAUGAGUGAUAAAUUUCAACAAACAAACCAGGGAUGACACUGCAUCUUCUUUGUCUGCAGCUACAAUAUUUUAUUUUUGUAUGAAAAAUACAAAUAAAAAAAAUGUGAUUGAAAGAGAUGGAAAUUGUAUGACAUUAUUUUUAAAGUACUGUAACUUCCAUGUUUGCAAUGAGUUUGGUGUUAAAGAAAUUUGAGUCUUGGAUGAAUAAGAAUGGACAGAGAGAGCAAUUCAUCAUGGCUAAAGAAGCUUUUGUUUAUUUUCACUUUCUGUGGUGUGUAUCAGCCAGAUGCCCCAACAUUUUGUCCAUGGACAGCACAUUACAAACUAUAUUAAUGAAAUGUUUGUGUGUAACAUUCUGUUUGUACAGCUGUAAUGAGAUAUUUUUAAUGAACUAACAAAACCA